ACAAGAAUUUGAAGUUUACUGCAUUGAUGAAGGCUGUUCACAAUUGACAGUUGCUGAAAACAUGGUGUAGAAUAAAGUACAAAAUAUUUCGGUAGCGGAAAAAUAACGUCUUGUGUUAAAAUCGAGAAAAUUAAUAAAUUUUUAAAUAGAGCCCACAUUUUGGAAUAAUAUUCAUUAAUAGCGAAAGCAGAAUUUCAGUGAAGUGAAUGUGUGUUGUGUAUCUUAAAUAAAGGCUACCUGCUGUCGCCACAGUGAAUGUUUACAAAAUUUCCGAUAAAGUGGCAAGCGUAAAAUAGCUGAUAAAAGUGUAUUGUGCAACAUUGAGAAAUGUAAAUAAAAAUAAAAAACAUAAACGUCAUAAACGCAGAUAAAGACUACGGCAUUGUUUUGUUUAAAGAUUAGAGUAUCUUGUCUUGUCCCAUAAGACACCGUUAUCAGCUACGUUUAAAUGCUUUUACUUAAAAAGUUUACGUGCACUUGUUGUUGUUGUGUGCUGGAUUUUUGAGGUGAGCCGAAAAAUUGUUGUGAAUAGUAAAAGCUAGCCAAACAACAAAAAAAAAAAUAAUAAUACUGCACAUAAGGGAAACACGUCCGAUGGCGCAAAUUAGCAUCGCAUGAAUUGUGCCAAGCUGAUGGUUGAAAAUACCACCAAAACAUCAAUAAACACGCACACACACGUACACCCCCCACCAGCCCCGGUCCAACCAGGAGCUCUCAUGAAAAUUCACACACCCACGCGAAUAUCGUCAUGUAGGCAGGCGCCCGAAUGUUUGUCAUGCUGAGCAUUUCACAUUUCGCAUUCAGAAUUUAACAACGCCAUCAACAGUGCUAACAUCGAUUACAACGAGGACGGCCUCGUCAGCGGCAUAACAGCGCGGCUGGAAUAAGCUUAAAUCGCAUUUGAAAGAGUGGAAUUUUCGCAAUACAAGUUGGCGACGUGACGACGUGAAUGCUUCGUUAGCAUCGCAUUGCGGCAAGUGUGCUGAAGAGAAGACUUAAUCCCUUUACCCCAAUAACAUCAACAACACCAACAACAACAAUAACAAGAUCAACAAGAAAAAACGGAGCAAAACAGUCAAACCAAUCUGCCCUCCCGCAUUGUGUUUACCGUCAUCCGCCAUCCGCCAUUCGCUAUUCGCCAUUCGCUAAACAAUUCAUUCAACUCAACACAACUUAGAGCACAUCCAAAUCCGCCCACCGUUAUAGCCGCUAUAAGCACAAUUCAGUUUUCCAUUAUACCCAUUUAACCUCUUUUAUUUGAAUUUACUCUACCAUUCGUCUCGACUUAAGCGCCGCCAUUCGCAUUAAGAGUUUUUCUUAAGGGGAUUUGUUCAAAUUGCUUGGCAGGCAUACGUCCUAGUACUAGUUAUAGCGUUCAUUUUAAAUCAGUCAACCGCCGGAACGCUACAACCGCAUUGUUCAAACUAUUAAAGUGUUCCGUCGUUCGAUGAAAGACCGGAGGCGACCAUAGAGUGUUGGGCGAGAGGAAUUCCUCGGCAUUGCUUGGAAUUGUUUGGAAUUGUUGUGUUCGUUCGUAGUAGUGGCGGCGGCGACGACGGCGGUGAUGCAGACAACAGCUGGCAGCCAGCAUUCUCUGUUGGUGUAAUAAAAAUCGUACACGUAAUUUGUGUUGCCGAUGUUGGAACAUGCCAGUGGAUAUGCAAAAGAACGUCUCCGUACAAGUUGAUAGUGAUUUUGCUCUACUUCUGCCAAGCGGUGUUUACGAGAUUAAGAAAAUGGAACCACGCUCCAAAAUACGAACAAUUAUUCUAUUUUGCCUAUUUUUGGCAAUAGCGGGUAUUAUUGGAUUUGGUUACUUCUGCCAAGAUCAGGUUUGUGCAUUAUCAAAGCGCGGCAUGAUGCUACAACCGGACAUAUUGGCCUACAAUGAGGCGAUAAUGCCACCACCUGGAGUCGUUAGCGCUGCAGCGACAUCGGGCAUGGCCAGCAACGCCAAUGGUGUACAUCACUACCAGCAUCAUCAGUAUCAGUCGAGCAGCGGGUCGAGUUCGGCUGUCGCGCUAGCAUCGACAUCGGCGAUAAAUACAAAAUCAAUACAACAAAAUGUAAUUAUUGCCAAUGCGGGCCUUAGCUAUGAAGAUGUCCUCAAUGAUGAUUUCCAAUUCGAUAUGGACGGGCAUGAUGUUAUGGUGUUCCUGCAUAUACAGAAGACUGGAGGCACAUCGUUUGGAAGGCAUUUGGUGCGUGACUUGGAUCUAAAGCGACCGUGCGAAUGUCAACGACAGCGUAAGCGUUGCUAUUGCUUCCGUCCACAUCGUAAUGAGAAUUGGUUAUUCUCACGCUAUUCCACUGGUUGGAAGUGUGGUCUACACGCCGAUUGGACAGAGUUGACCAGUUGUGUUGACAUCGAGUUGGAUAAAAAUGAGGGCGAGACAGCCAAACGAAGGUAUUUCUAUAUUACACUCCUCCGUGAGCCCAUAUCGCGUUACAUGUCCGAAUACCGACAUGUGCGGCGUGGUGCGACGUGGAAAGGUUCCCGUCAUUGGUGUUUGGGCCGACAAGCUACAGCGGCUGAGCUGCCGCCUUGCUAUAAGGGCAAAGAUUGGCUAGAUGUAGAUCUGGAUGAAUUCGCCGCAUGUGAAUCGAAUUUGGCGGCCAAUCGACAGACACGCAUGCUGGCCGAUCUGGCUUUAGUGGGCUGUUACAAUAAGACUGCUAUGCCGACGCACGAACGUGAUCGUGUGAUGUUGGCAAGCGCUAAGCGUAAUUUGGCCGCAAUGGCGUAUUUCGGGCUCACUGAGUUUCAGAAGAUGUCACAAUAUAUUUUCGAAGAGACAUUUAAUCUUCGCUUUGCGAUACCAUUCGAACAACACAAUACCACAAUUUCUGCGUCGGCGGUAAAUAAUUUGCGACCAGAUCAAAAGAAACGUAUCGAGGAGCUGAACAGUUUGGACAUCGAAUUAUAUGCCUUUGCAAAGAAUUUACUAUUCCAAAGGUACGGUUCAUCGAAAUUCGAGCGUUUAAAAGCAAAAGACAACGAUUUCGAGAAGCGCUUUGCCAAUUUGGGCAAUAUCUACUACAAACAGGGUGUAACGGAAUUUAAUUGGGAUAGCAAUAUCGAUGAUGCAUUGAGUACCGAUCAUUGAAAACCAAAUAUUGUGGCAAACACAAAAAAAAAAAAAAACAUACACACAUGGAUAAUUACAUACAUACACGUAUAUGUAUAUGUAUAGGCGUAUUGCAUUUAUAGCUAUAUAUACAUAUAUACCUAUUGUAUAUGGCUAUGUAUGUGCAGCAUAAUUGAAAAAAAGGACUUUAUAUUAGAUUUAAGCUUAAAAUUAACAGCAGUAAAUACUAAUUGUAAGAAAACAAAAAGAAAAAAAAAACAAAAAAAUGUGUAACACUUUUCUAUUUUCUUAUUGUUGUUUUGUAUUAUUUGCUACUUUCAUUCAAUCAACCCACACUGAGUUUGUUUGUUUCCACUCAACUCUGCAAUGAAAUGUGCUUGUGUGUGUGUUGCGCUAUUGUAAAUAUAUUUCUAGGGUAUAAGUACAUAUAAAUAUAUUUUCGUACCUUUUUGUAAUAUUUUUUUAUUUUUAAUUUUGGUCUGUGUGUUUAAAUUUACGUGUUAAAAUUAACUGCUUUGCUAGUUUUAGUUUAAAAUCAUUAAUCAAUUUAUUUAUUAUUGCUAGACUUUUGUAUGUAUGAUUUUACUAUUAACUUAAGUGAACAAAAAUACGCUAAGCCAAAAUUAGUUUAGAUAUACAUAUAUAAAUAUGUACAUUUUAUAAGCUUAGAAAAUAACAUUUAGGCGAACGGAGAGUAUUUUUUUAUGUUUACUUUUUAAAGUUAAUUUUUACCAAAACUACUACUUUUACUCAAUUAAAAUACCAUGUAUUUAUG
Messenger RNA from Ceratitis capitata (Mediterranean fruit fly), 3864 nucleotides. RefSeq names its product heparan-sulfate 6-O-sulfotransferase 2 (gene Hs6st). The transcript is spliced from 6 exons. Gene Ontology annotation, cellular component: membrane. The coding region runs from base 1647 to 3107 and encodes 486 amino acids. Gene Ontology annotation, molecular function: heparan sulfate 6-sulfotransferase activity. NCBI's taxonomy places the organism in Eukaryota, Metazoa, Arthropoda, Insecta, Diptera, Tephritidae. The record is from RefSeq and is a predicted model, not a curated record.